AUGUCACCACCUCAGCCAUUUGAGGAGGAUGACAUCCGAGUGGAGUAUCAUCCCAGUAGUCAGCACCCUAUGCAGGUUCAUCAUUUCGAGGAAUAUGGACGUGGUCCUGGUGCCCCCACAGCAGUCCUGCCAGUGGUAGUGCCUUUCCAGGGUAAUGAUCAGACAUUUCAACUAUUCCAUCACUCAAUAUGGGACUGGGCAGUGGAUCUCCUUCAAGAUCCCCAAGUUGGUCCACAAUUUCCUUGGACCGCCAAUGCAUUCUGGGAGUAUCAAUCAAAAAUACCCUCAGAUGCCAAGCCUCUCACCUUCAUUCUUUAUGCAGAUAAGGCUAAAUUAUUGUUGUUUGGCCAGGCAAAAGGCUAUCCUGUCGUUGCACAGUGCACUAAUCUUCCUGUUGCGAUUCAUAAUGGAGAUGGCUUGGGUGGUGGGCAAGUAGUGGGAUGGUUACCAAUUGACAAGAAGCACUCCAGAAAGCUGGCAUUUGUGAACUUCAAAAAUGCGGUAUGGCAUCAAUCAGUUCUGAAAAUGCUCACCUGCCUUGCACCACUGUCGAAGAUUGGAUCCGCUGUUAAAUGCUGGGAUGACCUUGUUUGUAUCUUCUAUCCAAUCAUACUCAUACUCUCUGCAGACUAUGAAGAACAGUCUGUGAUGGCAUUGAUUCAGGGUCUGAUGGGAAAAUUCCCUUGCCCUAUAUGUCUCAUACCUUGUGAUGAGCUUUUCAAGACAUCUAAUGUCUAUCCUCUUUGCAUAUCUGCAGAUUCUGCAACAUUGGAAGCGAGAGAACAAAUAUUGAGCUCUGAGAGCCUUCAUGAUGUUGAUAAUUCUUUUGAUAUCAUGGAGCAUACUGAUGUUCAUCAGGCUCUCUCAUAUGACAAACUCCACUUUAAUGAUGGGGGCCUUUUCAGUGACCACCAGUGGACCAAACUACAGAACUUUGACUUGUUUCCACAAUGGCGAAAUCUCAAUCAUUUCAGCCAGGUUACAUCAAUAUCUUUUUCUGAUGGAACAAAGUAUGAAGAUAUAUUGAAGCUUAUUGUCUUUGCAGCUCAUAAUGUAUUUGAUCACGAUCAAGAUCUGGAGGCUUAUCUUCUGCUCCAUUGUGUUCACAGCUACAUGGAAUUCAACAUGUAUGCUUCAUUUGAGGUCCAUACUGAAGACACUAUCAAUGAUGGCCGAAAAGCUCUGGCAAAUCUGACUGAACUGAUGGAUAAAUACAUUCAAGACACAUUAGACUUAAGUGACAAGUCAUGGAAUCUCCCAAAGAAGCAUCUUUCUGCACAUCUCUUUAACGAUAUUGAGGCAAAAGGUGUCACCCAAAACUAUAGCACAAAACCAAACAAAAAAAUGCAUGACCCACUGAAGGAUGCUUAUCAGGAUUGUACAAACUUCAAGAACUUUGCUGAACAGUCAGAUCUGCCUGAUCCAGAGGCCAAUGAGAUUGAACAAAUAGAUGGGCUACAUUUCAGCCUUGGCUCACAGCAGGCAACACAGUCAUUUGCAGAUGUUGAAGCAAUCAACUAUGAAUCACUAGUUGACUGUCCAAUGUUUCAUGGAUCACCUCGAUAUGAUUUCAUUAUCCUGCAGACAGAAGCUCGUGUCAUCUUUGCACAAUUGUUGUUGGUCUUCACCUGCAUGGUCGGGGAUGUUCAAUAUCCUAUCAUGCUAACUCUCCUGUAUGAUCAACCUGCAAAGCCUAGAGUCUCCACAGAAUUCUUUUCAGUGCAAUCCAUCAUCUGCGGUUGUGUACUGGUUGAGGACAGUAGCAGACCUAACAAGGCUCUGGUCAUUGACACUCUUGAUACAGAUAUGUUCCUUUGCAUGAAGGAAAUCCAUACUGAUACUGCAGCUGGUUAG
Messenger RNA from Suillus subaureus, 1854 nucleotides. RefSeq lists its product as uncharacterized. The record is from RefSeq and is a predicted model, not a curated record. Lineage: Eukaryota; Fungi; Basidiomycota; Agaricomycetes; Boletales; Suillaceae. The coding region runs from base 1 to 1854 and encodes 617 amino acids. The transcript is spliced from 15 exons.